Prorocentrum cordatum is the source of this 532-nucleotide messenger RNA. Lineage: Eukaryota; Dinophyceae; Prorocentrales; Prorocentraceae. The record is from the annotation of a GenBank genome assembly.
AGGAUAGACAACGACCCCCUCUGCAACGCCUUCAGCAUCGACGCGGGCUUCAACAUGCAGGUGUACUUCGCCAUCAUCCACGCGUGGCUGUUGCACCAGCGCCUCGUGCUGGAGGGCUCCAAGGCCAAGAGGCUCGACGAAGACCUGUUCGAGAGCUGCUGGACCCUGGUCCGGAACUGGAUGUGGCUGAAGAAGAUCCCGGAGUACCGGUUCGACGCCGAGUUGCAGAACGUCCAGGAGUACAUGCUGGGCUUCUGCGUCGCCCUCGACAAGGCCCUGGAGAGGCCGGACAUCCUGCCCGGGCGCCUGCAGCAGACGCUGUGGGCCAACGUCUACUCCGGCGGCGUGAAGCGGGACGCGGCGGUGCUGAGCCGCCUGACGAAGUACUGUUUGCGCCAGCUGGGCCUCAUGCUCCACCUGGAGGCGGACCGCUUCCUGGCGGGCAACUUCGUCUGGGCGGACUUCCCUCUCCCGGACGACCCGCCGAGGGCGCCCCUGCAGAUCCCCGCGUGGCGGCAAGAGUUCAACAAGG